Pollicipes pollicipes is the source of this 1711-nucleotide messenger RNA. Its product is annotated as hydroxyproline dehydrogenase. The record is from RefSeq and is a predicted model, not a curated record. Gene Ontology annotation, molecular function: proline dehydrogenase activity; FAD binding. The transcript has 9 exons. Bases 293 to 1711 code for a protein of 472 amino acids. Gene Ontology annotation, cellular component: mitochondrion. NCBI's taxonomy places the organism in Eukaryota, Metazoa, Arthropoda, Thecostraca, Pollicipedomorpha, Pollicipedidae.
GCAUGGUCUGGACGCCGCGUCCCGCUCAAGAGUCCUGCACUCUGGAGGAGUCCUGUGUUGUGUGAGGGUCGCGUGGAGCAUCCUGCUCAAGUCAACAGCUAAGGCCCGGGCCUGGCGCAGGGCCCACCUUCGGACAAGUUAACGACCAAACGACACAUUUUCGAAUCAGGUUAGGUCGCUCUGACAUAGAGUUGCAAAAGGCCCGCAGCCUGGGUGCAGCGGGAAGUGAGCCUUAAGCUCGUGCCGAGCGGUGCACUGGGCGGUCAGGACCAUCAGGAUCAGGGGACGGACCAUGAACCGCGUCUGCCUGGCUCGCCUGACCGGGGCGCGGGCGUCGCUGGCGCAGAGCGUCAGAGGGGUGGCCGGUCAGGAGCGCCUGGAGCUGGAGACGCGUCAGGGCGCUCCGGGCGUCAGAGGCGCGGCGGAACAGGAGAGGCCCGAACUCGAGGUCCGCUCGGACAUCUUCUCGGCCCGCCCCACGCGGAGCCUCUUGCGGACGCUGGCCAUCUAUCAAGUGUGUGCCGUGGACCGAAUCGUUGACAAUAGUCUACAGCUGCUACGAUUGGGCGAACGGCUGCUGGGCUCACGCCUGCUGCAGCUGUUGGCGCAGCCGUUCUACCGGCAGUUCGUGGCUGGUGCCGAGCAGCGCGAGCUGGCGCAGGUGGCCGCCACGCUGCAGCGCGACAAUAUCCAGCUGAUGUUGACCAGCAUGCUUGAGGCCGACGUAGACGAGGAGGCAGCCAGCGAGCGGCAGCUGGAGGCUAACCUGGAGGAGGCUCUCAGGGUUCUGACCAUCGUCCGAGAGGUGACGGCCGGCCAGGACCAGGCGGCCCUCCAGGCCAAGUUCACGGCCCAUCUGAACGCCGACCUGCUGGUGCAUAUCUCGCGGGUAUUCUCCUCCAGCGAGAGCCCGUCCAGUCUAGUCGAGCAGUUAGCGAACGCCAUGGUGACAUCAGGUCAGGUCAGCGUACCAGGCUUGACGUCAGAACAGCAGUACGCCUGGGACUCGUGCGUUCGCCGCCUGAAGACGCUGGGCGAGGCCUGCGCAGACAGCGGCAUGCUGAUGUUUGUGGACGGCGAGUUCACCUACACAAACCCGGCCAUCUCCUGGCUGACGCUGGCACUGAUGGCGGUGUUCAACCAGCGGGAGGCCUUCAUCAGGGGCACCCACCAGUGCUACCUCAAGGCGACGCCAGCUAACCUGGAGCGCGAGUACGCCAUCUGUCAGCAGCUGGGCGCAUGUUUUGGCGGGAAACUGGUGCGCGGCGCGUACAUGGCGCGUGAGCGACAGCUGGCGCAGCAGGAGGGGCGUGCCAGCCCCGUCUGCGACAGUUAUGAGGCGACCACGCUCAGCUAUACGCGUGCUGUGGAGUUUGCCCUGCGACGUGUGGCGGAGGACGGUGGGCGCACCCAGAUCAUGGUUGCCACGCACAACCACGAGUCCAUCCUGCACGCGCUCGGGCUGGCGCGCCGGCUGGGCGUGGUGCCCUUCAGCGGUGGCCUCGCCUUCGCCCAGAUCUACGGCAUGGCCGACUACCUGACGGUGCCGCUGGGACGCGCUGGUCACCGCGUCUUUAAGGCGGUGCCGUUCGGCGAAUUUACCACGGUGAUGCCGUAUCUGUCGCGGCGCGCCGCCGAGUCGCGGCUCGUGCAGCAAGGGGUGCGAGUGGAAAAGCAGCUGUUGCUGCGCGAGCUGGCCAGCCGCGUCUAG